This is a messenger RNA of Adineta steineri, 1422 nucleotides long. The record is from the annotation of a GenBank genome assembly. Lineage: Eukaryota; Metazoa; Rotifera; Eurotatoria; Adinetida; Adinetidae.
AUGCACACCAACCAAGUUUACAGUGAGCUUGUUACUGUUAAUAAUGGACCACACAAAUGGUGGCACCGUCGUUGGGUGAAAAUAAUCGGCAUUUUCAUUAUUCUUUUAAUAGUUUUUGCUGUUAUCCUUGCUUUGGUGUUAAACUUCGUCGUUUUUGCACCGAAGAAAUCAGAAACUAAUACCACUGUCACAGCAUUAUCAUCACCAAUCACAACAACAAUAUCAACACCACCAUCAUUAUCAACAACAUCAUCACCACCACCAACAAUAAUAUCAACACCACCAUCAUUAUCAACAACAACACCAGUAGUGGCACCGACCACAAAUGUACUAGAAACAACAACACCAGUAGUGGCACCGACCACAAAUGUACUAGAAACAACAACACCAGUAGUGGCACCGACCACAACUUUACCACAAACAACAGCUACAACCACAACUCAGCAGUUAGAAUGGUCUGUUACUGGUAAUAUGAAUAAUGCACGAAAUUGGCACACAUCAUCUGUAUUACCAAAUGGGAAAGUAUUAGUUACUGGUGGAGAAAUUGGUGAAUGGAAUGGUAAUGUUUCAAAUAGUGCUGAGCUGUUUGAUUUAUCAACAGGUAUUUGGACAACUACUGGUAACAUGACUAAUGCACGAGAAUGGCACACAGCAUCUGUAUUAUUAAAUGGAAAAAUAUUAGUUACUGGCGGAUAUGGUAAUGGUUAUUUAAAUAGUGCUGAGCUGUAUGAUUUAUCAACAGGUACUUGGACAACUACUGGUAACAUGACUAAUGCACGACAAUGGCACACAGCAUCUGUAUUAUCAAAUGGAAAACUGUAUGAUCCAUCAUCAAGUACUUGGACUACUACUAGUAACAUGAAUAAUGAACGAGUUGGUCAUACUGCAUCUGUAUUACUAAAUGAAAAAGUAUUAGUUAUUGCUGGAUCGAUUGAGGGUCGUACUUAUAAUAGUGCUAAAUUGUAUGAUCCAUCAACAGAUACUUGGACAACUGUUAAUAAUAUAACUAGUCCUCGAGAACGUCACUCAGCAUCUGUAUUAUCAAAUGGAAAAGUAUUAGCUACUGGUGGAUGGAAUGAUAAUAUUGGUACUUUAAAUAAUGCUGAGCUGUAUGAUCCAUCAACAGGUACUUGGACAACUACUGGUAACAUGAGUAACACACGAGAUCUACAUACAGCAUCCGUAUUAUCAAAUGGAAAAAUAUUAGUUACCGGUGGUCUAGGCGAUGGUUCUCUCAAUAAUGCUGAGCUGUAUGAUCCAUCAACAGGCACAUGGACUACCACUAGUGAUAUGAUUGAUGGGCGAUAUAUUCACACAGCAUCUGUAUUAUCAAAUGGAAAAGUAUUAGUUACUGGUGGACGCAAUGAUACUGUUAGUUAUUUAAAUAGUGCAGAAUUAUAUUCAUUAUUUGAAACCAGUUAA